UUUAAACAUUUCAAACCACGAGAAUUUUAUUAUAUUGUAUGAUGUAAGAGACUAAAGAAAAUGUCAGAAGUUGUGGAAAAAGAUACCAAAGAUUCCAGCGCGACUGGAAGACUUGGAUGCCAGCAUUACGCGAGAAAAUGCCAGUUCGUUUCUCCAUGCUGUAAGAAGUAUUAUGCCUGCAGGGUGUGUCAUGAUGAAGCAGAAAGUCAUGAGAUAGAUCGCAGUGCUGUUUCUCAGAUCAAAUGCUUGGUCUGUGCAGUUGUACAGAAAGUACAGAAGUCCUGUGAAAGCUGUGACACCUUAUUUGGUAAAUAUUUCUGUGAGAAAUGUCGUCUCUAUGAUGAUGAUGAUAAAGGACAAUUUCACUGCGAUGACUGCGGACUGUGCAGAGUUGGGGGCAGAAGCAAGUUCUUCCAUUGCAAGAAAUGUGAUAUGUGUCUUUCUGUUAAACUUAGAGAUAACCAUAAGUGUGUAGAAGAGAAUUCAAGAAGAAAUUGUGCGGUAUGUCUUGAAGACCUGCAUACAUCACGGAUGGAUGCACAUAUACCCAGCUGUGGUCAUCUAAUACACAGGGUAUGCUUAGAACAGUGUAUUAAAACUGGCAAUUAUUCGUGUCCUACCUGUGGCCACAGUCUAUAUGACAUGCAGAAAGCUUGGGAAAUGCUAGACAAUGAGAUUGCCAAUACGCCAAUGCCAGAAGAGUAUAGGAACUUCUAUGUUUAUGUUCUUUGUAAAGACUGUCAUAAGGAGAGCAAGGUAUUGUUCCAUGUGAUCGGCUUGAAGUGUCAGGAGUGUGGCUCAUACAACACAUGUAGAACUGAAGAUCCCAAUAACUCUGCUUCAAAACUGGUUUCAGUACCAAAUGGUGAUGGGGCCGAUUCAUCAGGGGCAACAGGGGUCAGUCAGCCUUCAUCAUCAUCACCAGAAAGGUCAACAGACAAUAACAAUAUACCUCCAGAAGGUGCUAAUAGUAAAAAAUAGUUCAGAAAAAGAAGUAGAUAGAUUUACAGCUGUGAAAACAAAUUUUUGUAGUGUUCAGCUUUUAUAAAUAUUUUUGUAGUACAUUUGAAGUAGAAGAAUGUUAUUUAACCCCACUAAACUUGGUUUGUUGGGGGAGGGGGCGGGGGCAGCUAUAUAGGAAUCGCUUUAUCCUGUACUGUCAGUCCUUGUCCUAGCCAAGCCUCACCUGUGCUGUCUCUGGAACCCAUACAGAUAUUAUGUUUAAACUAAUAAUAUGUUUUUGGAAUCAUAUGACAAGUUUAUGUACUAGGUCCAAUAACUGACUUUUCCUGUUUCACUUCGAAAAAUUCCACGAAUUAACAUUUGGUUCAGUACUUCUGAAUUUUUUUUUUUUAGAUUUGGUUGCCAUACUAAAAUCUUAUAAAAUUUAAACUUGUUAUUUAUAGUAAUACUGGUCAAAUAACUUAAGUGUUGUCAAGUUAAGGCCCAUGUUUGACCUAAUUAUGGACAGCCCUUGUUUUAAGAAUGCUUAGUUAUACUAGUGCCAAAAUAUUGUUUUUAAGACAUCAUUUUUAAGGGCUAUCACAGAUUUCUUUGAUGUCAAAACACUUAUUUUGUAUGUUAUAAGGUGUCCUGUUCUAAUUCAAAACAUUUCAAAAUGUCUCAGGAACGAAAUGAAGUAAUUAUUUAUGCUAUUGUAUUACAUCCAUAGUUUAGCUCUUUUUAAGCAUUCACUUUAUUUGAAGGAUGAUGAAAAAAAAAGAGUCUUCAAAUGAUAAAAAGAGCUUUGUUUGUAUGCAUCAAGGUUAUAAACAUAUCUCAGAAUCACAGCCGUUGUCUUUUUUCUUGUAGUUUCUUUUUUUCAUAUUGUCUAGCUUCUCAUUUUAUGUUGCUGAUAUUUAGCUAGUGUAAUACAAGUUGCUUUUACUACAUACCCGCUAUGUAAAGCACCUUUGAACGUGUUUAUCAUGAAAAGGGCUGUUAUAACAUCACAUUACAUCUGUUACACUGGUAAAAAGAUAUGUAUAAAAUGUACUAUACUUGACAUAUGGAAAUCAUUGGUUUUCAUGAAAAAAUAGAAUGCUCAUUUUUGACUUUAACAAAUCUUCAGUGAUUUCAAAUGCCAUACUGUAUAAGUGGUAAAGUUCGCAACAUGGAAAAUAUCAGCCAAUGUUAAUAUCCAUGUUCACCGAGAGCUUCGUUAUAGUCAAGUUAAGAUAAACAAAGUAAGCUUUUGCGCUUCAGUUUAAGGGAAAUCACAAAUGUUUCCGUGCACGAAACAUCCGGAAAAGGCAAUUCGCUAACUUUUUGACCUGCAAAUAUACCCACUUAUACAGUAACUCUGUUUUUAGCAGUAUUGAGAUUUUGGUACCAUUUUGUUUGUCUUGAAGAGCUCUAUCUUCUUGUAGUAUGUUCAUCUUGAUAGAACUAAUGAAUACAGUAAAAAGAGGUUCCAGAUAGCAGAAUGUCUCUUUAACCAUUAACAAUUCAAAACUUAAAAACUUGUUUUCUCAGAAUGCCAAAAAUGGACUAAUGGCAUUGUGGAAUUAAGCUGAAGGAAAUGUAUACAGAAUAUAUUGCUGUACAUAUACUUGUAAUGAUGAAUUGACCUUGGGUUUCAUAUUUGAAUGAUAUUUAACUCAGUAGAUUAAGUUACAAAUUAAUUUUUGUGUCUCUCCAAAAUUCUUGAGAGGUGCUCUUCGAUUUGCCAUUGUCCGUCUGUCCUAUUUUGUGUUGUGCAUAUCUCAUAAAGUACUUGACCUUAAGUCAUUAUCUCAUAGAAAUGUUAAUUAACAUGUAAAUUUGUGCCCCUGGUGUUUCGUUUUGAAUUUCACUCUGCCAGGCCAUAGUUAUGGCACUGACUGUCAAAAAUAUGCAUUGAGGACAUAAAAGUUUGUGUCCGAUAUAUCUCAAAAUGUACUUGAAUUAGGUCAUAAAACUUUUAGAGGAUUGUUACCGUACUUUGGGAUAUUUUCGUGUCGACAAAUUUUCGCCCUUUUAACCCAAAAUUUAGUGGUUUUAUUUUGGCAUGUGUAUUUUUUGCCAUCUUACAUAGGUGGCGAAAAUUUGCCUGAAAAUUUCAUCAAAAUCCAACAACAAUACCUGCAUUUUUGAAGAUUAUCCAACAACACAAACUACAUACAUUGGACUUUAUUAUAUCUGGUAUAUACAUACUGAAAUUUAUUGCAAACUGUAUUAAAAUAUAAAAGCAAUAAAAUUCGUUACAAUUUUCACGAAUAUCUCAGGAUACAAUGUUGUACUUCCAACGUUGCGGCCGGGUGUUUCAUUGUAUAUUUCUUGUAAUUCCACAUUACACAACUUGCGUAAAUAACAGUCCUCGCUGCUUUUUUCUACUGGAAGAAGAAGAACUUCUUUUUCUUUCGGUUGAAAAUAUUUGAGAAUAGACAUGUUUGUUUUCACACUGUGACAACCAUGUACAGUAUGUGUAUCAAAAUUCUAACUGAGGAUUAUCAACUACACAUAUUCAUAUAGAUUCAAUAAAAAUUGGUCAAGGUGAGAAAAUCUCGGGUUUCAUGUUUUUGUAACAAUACAGGUAAUACAAAAGCAAUUAUCAUUUCAUACCCGAUGUCGGGUAUUCUAGUGUUAAUAAUCAUAUGGUUUCAAAUUUUGGACAUAGGUAUAUUUUUGAGCGUUAUAUUUUCGCCACUUCAUAAGGGUGGCGAAAUAGGCGAAAAAUUUACCGUGAUGAAAAUAUCCCAAAGUACGGUAUAUAGCAUGUGAAGUUCAGCACCUGGUGUUCUCUUUGGGAUUUCACUCCACCAGACCAGACUUGACUUAGUGAAAAAUACACUUAAAGUGCUUAAAAGUUUGUCCUGCAUAUACAACAGAUAUUUCACCUAGAGUCGUGAAACCAUGUACAGUGACAGUAAGUGAGGACACACUAGUUUUUAUUUAUAUUGAAAAUAUUUAUACAUCAGAACAUUUAGUAUACUAGGAAAGCAUUUAAUUUCAUGCACACAGCGUUUCGUGGUUUUUCUGAUGGGGGUAUGAACUUGUGGGUUUCAAAAUUUGAACAGAAGAUGAAUGGAAAUUUUACUUGUUUAUUGGAAUUGAUUUUCAGAAAUUGACUCAGCCACAAAAUUCGCCCCCACUAGGAAAAUGAUGACUUCACAGUAGACAAAAAGUAAAAUCACUAUAGCUGUUGCUAGAUGAAUUAGUGUGAUACUGGUCUUUUUUGUAUCCUGAGAUAAUACAAUGUGUUUAAUUCACUUUAUUAUAUUCAGUUAACAUUUAAGAUGUUUGUUUGAAGCAUGAUUAAAUAAUUUUACAGUU
This is a messenger RNA of Mercenaria mercenaria, 4254 nucleotides long. Its product is annotated as RING finger and CHY zinc finger domain-containing protein 1-like. Lineage: Eukaryota; Metazoa; Mollusca; Bivalvia; Venerida; Veneridae. The record is from RefSeq and is a predicted model, not a curated record. Gene Ontology annotation, cellular component: nucleus. Bases 61 to 981 code for a protein of 306 amino acids. Gene Ontology annotation, biological process: ubiquitin-dependent protein catabolic process; protein ubiquitination. Gene Ontology annotation, molecular function: zinc ion binding; ubiquitin protein ligase activity. The transcript has 8 exons.